UUGCCCCAGCCUCUCAUUUUCCCUCAGGAUGAGUCGUGAAGACAAGGAGGAUUAUGUUUUGCUUAGAGGCUAAUACUUAGAGGCAGUGAUCUUUGAGUUUAUGACUGGAGAGAGUGGAUUUAAAAUCAUACAGUAAGAUGUUCCAAAUGAGACAAUACCUUACUGUCCUUCUUCUGGUUGGAGCUGUGAAGUCACAGGUCAACCCUGCUGUAUGUAGAUACCCACUGGGGAUGACUGGAGGCCAGAUUCAGGAUGAAGAUAUUUCUGCUUCCAGCCAAUGGUCAGAGUCCACCGCGGCUCGAUAUGGCAGAUUGGAUUUUGAUGAUGGAGAUGGGGCGUGGUGUCCGGACGCCAUGGCUGAACCAGACAGUCUAAAGGAAUUUCUGCAGAUUGACCUUCGCACUCUCCAUUUUGUCACUCUUGUUGGCACGCAGGGACGGCACGCAGAUGGAGUGGGCAAUGAGUUUGCCCAGCUAUAUAAGAUUAAAUACAGCCGGGACGGUACCCGCUGGGUCUCCUGGCGUGACCGGCAAGGUCGACAGAUCAUCGAAGGGAACAAUAACGCCUAUGACGUCGUGCUUAAGGACCUGGAGCCUCCUAUUAUUGCUCGUUUUGUGCGUUUUAUGCCUGUGACUGACCCCUCUAUGAUUGUUUGUAUGAGGGUGGAGCUCUACGGCUGUGAAUGGCUCGAUGGUCUGGUGUCCUACAGUGCCCCUUCUGGCCAACAGAUGAACUCCAGAGGCCAAAAAAUCUACUUAAAUGACACAGUGUAUGAUGGAGCCAUUAGUUACAGCAUGACAGAAGGCCUUGGACAGCUCACUGAUGGAAGCUGGGGUUUAGAUGACUUCACUAAAAGUCAGGUGUAUGGUGUCUGGCCUGGCUAUGACUAUGUGGGCUGGACCAAUACUAGUUUCCCUGGUGGCUCAGUGGAGAUGACAUUUGAGUUUGACCGGAUCAGAAAUUUCACAUCAAUGAAGGUCCACACAAAUAACAUGUACACAUUGGGAGUAAGAAUCUUCAGACAGGCCAUGUGUUACUUUCGUUCGGAUUCAGACUGGGAGCCCAAUCCUGUUUUGUUCAAGCCGAAAGCAGACAACAUCAGUCCAAGUGCUCGGUUUGUCACAGUUGCCCUUGGCAACCGCAGGGCCAGCGCAAUUAGGUGCCAUUUUGUAUUCAAUGACAUCUGGAUGAUGUUCAGUGAAAUUGCUUUCCAGUCAGAUACAGCGGUGUACAACACCUCUCUUGUUCCUCGUAAACGGAACCAAACCCCAGGUAUUUAUCCAGGGGAUGAUCCCACCCACAAAACUGAUGACAGCAACACACGGAUCCUAAUAGGCUGUUUGGUGGCCAUUAUCGUCAUUCUGUUGGCCAUCAUAAUAAUCAUACUGUGGCGGCAGGUCUGGCAGAAGAUGAUUGAGAAGGCCUCUCGGCGUAUGCUGGAUGAUGAACUGACUGUGCGUCUUUCUGUUCAGAGAGAGGCAUUCACCCACCGUCACUCCUCUCUUUCCAGUGAUGUUGAAUCCAAUUCCACAUAUGAAAGGAUUUUCCCCAUGGGAUCUGACUAUCAGGAGCCAUCCCAGCUUUUACGGAAACUACCAGAAUUCCAGGCUACAGAAAACCUUGCAAUGAUCGAUGCCCCUUCCAAACCCUCUACGGCCCACCCUAAAGAUGAGGCCCCGCACUAUGCAGAGGCAGACAUUGUGAGCCAGCAGGAAGCCGCCGGUGCCCACAGUUACCGUGUCACUGUGGUCAACAUGCCCUUAUCUCCAGGAAGGGAUGGAGCUCUGGAGGAGUUUCCAAGGGAGAGACUAAUUUUUAAAGAGAAACUUGGAGAGGGACAAUUUGGAGAGGUUCAUCUGUGUGAAGCUGAGGGAAUGCAGGAAUUCAUGAAGGACCAUUGUGAUGACAUCAGUGAUGAGCCAAUGCUCGUAGCAGUCAAGACUCUAAGAGAGGACGCAAACAAAAAUGCAAGGAACGACUUCUUGAAAGAGAUCAGGAUCAUCUCACGAUUAAGAGACCCAAACAUCAUUCGCCUGUUGGCAGUGUGCGUUGAGAGUGAUCCACUUUGCAUGAUCACGGAGUACAUGGAGAACGGAGACCUCAAUCAGUUCCUGUCCCGUCAUGAGCUGCAGGAUGAAGGAGUUGAGGCUGGUGACUCAUCUACCAUCAGCUACAGAAUACUGAUCAACAUGGCCACUCAGAUUUCCUCUGGAAUGAAGUAUCUGUCAUCCCUGAAUUUUGUUCACCGUGAUCUUGCUACACGCAACUGUUUAGUGGGCACAAGUAACAUCAUCAAGAUUGCUGACUUUGGCAUGAGCCGAAAUCUGUAUCGUGGAGAUUACUACCGUAUACAGGGACGAGCUGUGCUCCCCAUCCGCUGGAUGUCCUGGGAGAGCAUCCUACUGGGUAAGUUCACCAUGGCCAGUGAUGUGUGGGCAUUCGGGGUGACCCUGUGGGAGAUUCUAACCCUGUGCAAAGAGCAGCCGUAUGCCCAAUUUACAGAUGAACAGGUGAUCGAAAACAAGGGAGAGUUUUUUAGAGACCAAAACAAACAGGUCUAUUUGCCAAAGCCGUUCUGCUGUCCUGAUUCAGUGUACAGCCUCAUGCUCAACUGCUGGAAGAGAAAUGCCAAAGAAAGGCCCACGUUCCUGGAGAUCCACAGAACACUGAUGGAACAACAUGACUAAUUCUAUGCUGAUGUACAGAGCAAAUUUUCCCCCACACAUUCAGCCCUCCUAAGUUUUUUUUUUUUUUUUUUUUUAGCUCUUAAGAAAUUAUUCCAAGAGAUGUGAGAGAAGUCCAGCUAAAUGUAAUAGCAAUAUCUUUCUUCAGUAUAUAUUUAUAAGAAAAUCAUACAUGGACCUAUAUACAUAUUAAAUCUUAGGCUAUAUGUUCUGAAAAUUAAAUGGGAAUAAUAUUUUGUAAUUAUUUUAAAAUGCUAUUUUGUGCUUAUUUUUUUUCAGUGCUCUCUUUUCUUUUCAUAUGGUAAUGCAGUUUCUGUUUAUUUUGCUGUUGUUGUCAAUGUUUAUUAAAUAUACAUUUGCCGACUUAUUGGGUAGGAAUGAUUCUUCAUAUGGGAAAAAGAAUAAUUUUAUUUCCUUAUGAAAUAUUUGUGUUUUCUUUUUGUGCUCAGUGUGGGGGUGGAUUAGGUCAAGGAAAUUACUGAUCAUCAGCUUUUAUUAGAUCUGAUCCUUUUACCAAUAUUUAAUUGUUUUUGCAACAUAAAAAUGAAUUAAUUAAUGAAUGACUGAAUGAAGAUCAAUUUAACGGGAAAAAAGAGAUCUUUUAGAGUAAUAGGUGAGUGGACAGCACAGCAAUAUAACAAGUAUUGCUUUGUAGAUUGAGCCUUGGACUCGGUUGAGAAACAUGUCGCUCAGUAUAGAUACUGUAACGGACUAUCAAUGAUAAACAAGCUGGUUCACGUGACACGAAUUCAGAUGCACUUUUAUUCGAGGAGAAACGUUUUACCUUUUGACCUUUUGUUAAGAAUAACCUGCCCUUGAUUUCGCAUUUCUAUAAUUCACAGUAAUUAUUUUAAGAGUCAUGAGCGGUCAUACCGCAAACUGGAAAACAUCCUCUGUGGUGACGUGCCGUGACGUCAUUCUCCGACAAUGAUGGCGGCCGCUGGAGCUUCAGUCUCAGAUAUCAGGCAGAGAAGACCUCUGUCUGGAGCUCCUGAAGCCCAUUAAACCACUGCUACCAGCGUCCCGCAGUACUUGAAAAAACACCUGAAGGGAUAAUGAGGAACACUGGGAUCGGCUGUUUGAAAAUAU
Ctenopharyngodon idella (grass carp) is the source of this 3773-nucleotide messenger RNA. It is a transcript of the gene ddr2b, whose product is annotated as discoidin domain receptor tyrosine kinase 2b. Gene Ontology annotation, molecular function: ATP binding; protein tyrosine kinase collagen receptor activity; collagen binding. Bases 138 to 2687 code for a protein of 849 amino acids. The record is from RefSeq and is a predicted model, not a curated record. Gene Ontology annotation, cellular component: membrane; signaling receptor complex. The transcript has 17 exons. Gene Ontology annotation, biological process: cell surface receptor protein tyrosine kinase signaling pathway; multicellular organism development; protein phosphorylation. Lineage: Eukaryota; Metazoa; Chordata; Actinopteri; Cypriniformes; Xenocyprididae.